UUUGUGUCUUACAUCUGACUCCCGCCGCGGCGCCCCAGCGGCCAGCGCUCCGGGGACUCAGCCCUCACUUGACUGGUGUCUGGCAGAGACCGCGGGGACAGGGCGGGCAGAGCGAGGAGCGCUAUAAACUUUGGGGGCGGGGACGUUUUCUCGGAGGUGACAAGUAGCCUCCAGGGACCGGGGGUCGGUCCAAGUCCUCUGCUCGGAUACUCUACGGGUCUGGACCCUGCCACAUGACCAACACCUGAGACCCCAAAAGAGCCAUGGAAUCCACGCUGGCGACAUCCAGUGCUGCCACAGGCCCUGUCACCUUCUCCCACGUCUUUGGUCAGCAGUGCCAGCUCAUGGAAGCAGGCCAAAAUCCUGAGCAUGAUGGAAGACAAUAAGCAGCUCGCGCUCCGCAUCGAUGGGGCGGUCCAGUCGGCCAGCCAGGAGGUGACCAACCUGCGAGCGGAACUCACGGCCACCAACCGGAGACUGGCGGAACUGAGCGGCGGCGGCGGCCCCGGCCCGGGCCCGGCAGCCGCGACCAGCGCCUCGGCGGCGGCAGACUCGGCGGCGGCGAACAUGGAGAACCACCAGCUCGGCGCGCAAGGGCUCCUGCGGGAGGAAGUGUCCCGGCUCCAGGAGGAAGUCCACCUUCUCCGGCAGAUGAAGGAGAUGCUGGCCAAGGACCUGGAGGAGUCGCAGGGUGGCAAGUCCCCCGAGGUCCUCUCGGCCACCGAGCUCCGGGUCCAGCUGGCCCAGAAGGAGCAGGAACUGGCCAGAGCCAAAGAGGCCCUGCAGGCCAUGAAAGCCGACCGCAAGCGCCUGAAGGGCGAGAAGACGGACCUGGUGAGCCAGAUGCAGCAGCUGUACGCCACGCUCGAGAGCCGCGAGGAGCAGCUGCGCGACUUCAUCCGCAACUACGAGCAGCACCGCAAGGAGAGCGAGGACGCGGUCAAGGCCCUGGCCAAGGAGAAGGACCUGCUGGAGCGAGAGAAGUGGGAGCUGCGGCGCCAGGCCAAGGAGGCCACGGACCACGCCGCCGCCCUGCGCUCCCAGCUGGACCUCAAGGACAACCGGAUGAAGGAGCUGGAGGCCGAGCUGGCCAUGGCCAAGCAGUCCUUAGCCACGCUGACCAAGGACGUCCCCAAGCGGCAUUCACUCGCCAUGCCGGGCGAGACGGUGCUCAACGGCAACCAGGAGUGGGUGGUGCAGGCGGACCUCCCGCUGACCGCGGCCAUCCGCCAGAGCCAGCAGACUCUCUACCACUCACACCCGCCCCACCCUGCGGACCGGCAAGCGGUCAGGGUGAGCCCCUGCCACUCGCGGCAGCCUUCCGUCAUCUCGGACGCGUCGGCGGCGGAAGGUGACCGGUCGUCCACGCCCAGCGACAUCAACUCCCCGCGACACCGGACGCACUCCCUCUGCAACGGCGACAGUCCCGGCCCAGUUCAGAAGAACCUGCACAACCCUAUUGUACAGUCACUAGAGGAUCUUGAAGACCAAAAACGGAAAAAGAAGAAAGAGAAGAUGGGAUUCGGCUCCAUCUCGCGCGUCUUCGCCCGAGGGAAGCAGCGGAAGUCCCUCGACCCCGGCCUCUUUGAUGGUACCGCCCCUGAUUAUUACAUAGAGGAGGACGCGGACUGGUGAUGCCCGCCGGGCGCCGGGCUGUCUGUGCGUGUGGACGUGCGGGCGGGGGGUGCGCCGCGGGCGCAGUGCGCAGCGCGGGGCUGCGUGCGGCCGGGCCUCCCGCGCCUCUGUAAUUGAUGUACAUACCGCAAACCGUGUGUGACCCUGUCAACUGUCGUCUCCGGAGCGAGGCCGUCGUGUUUGUUAAUCUGUUUUUGUUGUUUUUUUUUUUUUCCAUGUUGGUUUGUUCUUUCGUUUUAUUUUUUUCCCUUCGGUUCGUGGGUUUCCCUCCCUUUCUCCUCCGCUCCUUUUUAAUGAAACUUGAAAACUUGAAGGAUUGCUAUGUAUUUGUAAAUAACACGACUAUUGUGCACUCCGUGCUUGUACAUGUCGCUGUCCUAACCACCGCUCCGGAGCCCGUCUCCCCGAGGGUGUGGUCUGUGUCCUUGUCCCCUCCCCUGACCCCCGUGUCCAUGUGCAGGACCAGACCCUGUCCUCGGGGUGCGCCCAAGUCACUUUAGCCACAGAAUGCCAUCGUCGUCAGGGUAAGGUCGCUCUCCGUCAAGGCUCACCAGCCCGCCGGCCAGGGCGCCUUGGCCAGGGGCUCGGGGGGGUCCAGCGGGCCCUUUUUAAUGGCCUGCCUGUUUUUAAAUUGCGUUGCGUUUCUUUCUUUAUGGAAAAAAAAGAAAAAGAAGAGGAAAUGGUUUCGUUUAAUUUAUUUGCACAAAUGCAGAAGACAGAAUAUUCUAUCUAAAUUAUUACGUAAAUGUUGGGGUGUAUAUUUUUCCACGGGGCGGGGCGGGCGGGGGUCUCUGUGACUUGUCUGUUCUCUGUUCAUGCUGCUGCCAAGCCGCCAGCCGGUCCAGGUAGGGUGUAGGUGGCUGGACCCAGGACCACCCGGUUCCAGCUUGCUAUUCCUCCUCUGUCUCCCCCCUCUCCUGGCUGCAUGCAGGGCCUGGGCCGCCUCCCACCUCCUCCUCAGCCUCCCCUCUGUGUGUAUCUGAGUACAGAACCCGGCCUCCGUGAGCUGUCACCAUCCCCUUCUCUUGGGCCUGUCUUUUGAGAGAGGGUGAAGCCACAGACAGACAGCCCGGGGCUCGUCCCCAGGGUCAACCAAAGGGACCCUGGGCCUGCGUGGGUUCCCCGCGGGGCCCCUGCAGCACCUGCUCCUCCCAGGCUGUCUCUCACCCUGACUUUAUAGACCAGGCAGGUGGAGGGCGGAGGGGACCCUUGUCCUCAGGGAGGGCUAUCGGGGACAUGGUGUCCAGCCCUGAGCCCUCUGCCCUGCCCUUUCCUGUUGGUCCCUGCAGCCACACUUAGGAUCUCUGGGGAUUCCUAAGACUCAGUCUCCGGCUGGCCUGACCCCCCCUCCCAGGAGUGGAGGGCUGGCAGGAGCACCCACCUGUCUGGGGACUAGCACUGGCCACAGCGAGGUGUCACCAGCCAAGGGGACCCCGCUGUGGGUUCCAACAGGGGGGGCGGGGAAGAUGGGCGCUUGCAGCCAGGCCCACCCCGCGCUGGAAGUCCACCUCUCCUCUCCCUUGCCCUGGCCCCUGGCCCUCCACCUUCAUGACUAACAGCUCGGUCACUGUGCAGACCACGUCGUGGCGCUUCUGCUAACAGUCACGUCUCAGCUCUUAGAAAGCAGCAGGGAGGGUCUCAAAUGCUGGAGCAUCUGGAAUGGACGGGGCAUUUUGUCCAGAGUCUCUAAAACCAACCAACAAGCCCCCAGUCAGCUUCCCCUUGCCCUCCGACCCCGGCCAGGCGUGGGGAGAGGUGGGCACCGUGCCUCUAAGCUCUGGCUGCCCUCGUGGGCUAAGCUGUUGACCAAGCCCAGUGGGCGGGAGAGCGGCUGGAGCCGGCAUCAUAGAGAUUUUAGAGAAUAUUUCCCCAUGAUUAUUUUUUGUUAUUGUUGAUUUUUACGGCUUUUCCCCUUUACUUACGAGAACAUCAGAUUGCGAACUCCUGGUAAUGAUUUAGUAGUUCCUUUUCAUUUCAGUUUUUUGUAAAUUAGGAGAUAAUUCUAAGAGUUACUAAGGAUGAUUUAUUCAAGAGAACUACGUCAAAUAGCAAAUGAGUUAUGGGCUCCAUUAGAUGAAAACCAGCUUUCCCGUGGGAAAGGUUCUCCAAGGCAUGGAUGCAAGUAUAAAAUAUUAAAAAAAAAAACUAAAUAAAGCUUAUUUUAAAAUAUGA
Ictidomys tridecemlineatus (thirteen-lined ground squirrel) is the source of this 3807-nucleotide messenger RNA. The record is from RefSeq and is a predicted model, not a curated record. Lineage: Eukaryota; Metazoa; Chordata; Mammalia; Rodentia; Sciuridae.